AUGUCCUUGAUUUUUAAUGGUGUUAAUGGUCAGGGUAUCAAAAUGCUAACGGAAGAAAACUUAAGAAAAAGUGUGGCCAGAAAUUCUGAGGAUAAUUGCUUGGGUGUGCAUCCUCAGCAAAUACUCUAUCUCUAUCUGCGAGAAUGGGAGAAGAAUGACUAUUCUGGUUUCAUCAAGGCUCUAAUUACCAAUUCGAACAGUGCUCUUGAGAUUUUGAAUCAUUUGAAGGUGGAUCUCCCUCCAUCCGAACUCCUGCCUCAUCCACUAGGCCUUGAUGGCCCAGAUUUCUCCUAUUUGGGAAAUCAGUAUAUAUGUGUGAUCUUCGAUGAAGAACAUAGGACUCUAUGUUUCAUUGAUAGUGGAAUUGGGAUGAAUAAGCAAGACUUGAUGAAAUUCAUAUGUGUUAUGGGCUCAUCUGGUAAUAGGCUUUUUACUGAACAAACUGGUGUGAAAGUACCUGGAGAGAAUGGGAUGGAUUUCUACAGGACUUUUGUUGUGUCUAAUAAAGUAUAUGUCACCUCUAAGCAUCCUUUGGAUCAGCAGUUUCUCAUGAAAUUCAGUGCAACGGACAAUAAAGGAAUAGGUUGUAAUCCCUACACCAUCGGUCAAGAUGAAGUUGGUCCUCCUCUUGGGAGAGGAAUCAAGAUAGUGGUGCACCUUAAUGAUAAAUAUUGUGAUUGGUAUCGCUGGUAUGAAGUUUUAAAGAUGUAUUUCAAUUCAGGGGCAAAGGCUGCAACAUAUCCAGUGUAUGAAUGGGCUAACCUCAAGAAAUUGUUAUUCAUAUCUAACGUGUAUAAGAAGAAAGCAAAAGCCGUGAAAGCAGAUAGCACUGAGGAAAAAGAAGAAGAAGAGACUGAGUUCAGCACUGAGGAAAAGAACGAAGAAGAGAACAAGGGGAUCCCCAAGGAAAAGGAACAUGAGUCAUGA
This is a messenger RNA of Rosa rugosa (rugosa rose), 927 nucleotides long. RefSeq names its product heat shock protein 90-like. Gene Ontology annotation, biological process: protein folding. NCBI's taxonomy places the organism in Eukaryota, Viridiplantae, Streptophyta, Magnoliopsida, Rosales, Rosaceae. The record is from RefSeq and is a predicted model, not a curated record. The coding region runs from base 1 to 927 and encodes 308 amino acids. Gene Ontology annotation, molecular function: ATP binding; ATP-dependent protein folding chaperone; ATP hydrolysis activity. The transcript is spliced from 3 exons.